UAACCAAGAGUUGUAAGCUUUCUCAAAGUAUAUACAAGGCAUUCUCUCAAACUCUCGUGUUCUUCUAACUUCUCUUUUCUACAGGAGUGUGAGUUAGGCUGACUUAGCAUUAUCAAGUGAGACUUGAGAUUGUCUAAGUGCCGCACGGAUAGCUUGGAAACAACCAAGUCCGUGACACAAGGCUCUAGCUGAAACAGACAUAUGGCAUGUAAUCAUGGGCUGCAGGGACUUCCUAAAGGUUGAAAGAGCUGCCAAAGUGGUUGGCAUUGCCAAAGAGAACUACACAGUCAUGUUUUUAGACCGUGCCUCACUUGACAGUGUCAGCCAAUUUGUUAACAACUUCAAGCGAUCAGGUCGGCCACUUGAUGUCCUUGUUUGCAAUGCUGCUGUUUAUUUGCCAACUGCUAAGGAGCCAACUUUUACUGCUGAAGGGUUUGAACUCAGUGUUGGGACUAACCAUCUUGGACACUUCCUCCUUUUGCGGUUGAUGCUCGAUGACUUGAAGCAGUUAUCCAUCGAAGCGUCUCAUCAUUGUUGGCUCAAUUACAAGUCAUCCCUACAGCUUCUGUUUUUGGUUCAUCAUGGCCCAAUUGACAACAAAUAUUUGCCCACACAAAGUUCUCAUUUUAUUGGCAACUAAUACUUGACAAAAUACGUAUACAUAGAAAUAUGUAUACAUGUGUAUGUAUAUAAUGUUCUUGGAGAACCUAAAAAAAUAAAAUAAAUAAUAAUAAUAAUAAAUAAAAAGAACUAAGCAUUUAUUCUGGUUCUACGAUUAUCAUUUUGUCUAAUUUUUAAUGAUUUUAUGAUUAUCAUUAGAUUUUGACGAAUUGUUGUCACAUUUAUCAUUCUUUGUUCAAUUUACAUAAUUACUAAGCUAUUGUGGUGGUUUGCAU
Molecule: messenger RNA, 896 nt
Organism: Camellia sinensis
Lineage: Eukaryota; Viridiplantae; Streptophyta; Magnoliopsida; Ericales; Theaceae
Source: RefSeq, a predicted model, not a curated record